GGCAAUAGCGUAGGACGGCGAAAGAGCCGAGCAUUCCUACCUCCGCUUGUGGUUUGUCUGAUGUCUCUGCACAUGGUGAAAGAUCUCCUAUCUGUAAAGAUGCCCACAUUAUUGCUGCUCAUAUGGAUCAUGUCCAUGAGAACCUGCGCUCAGGUCAUGGUCGAUGAUGUGAGAGCCCUUCCUUUUAUCGCACAACUUCCUACCUACUUUACUGGACCUUUGCAUUUGGACUUUGUACACAAGAAGCUUGUUGUUGUGGCUCCAGCGGUUCUAAGAGCAGGGCGUGAAGAAAAUAUCCUGCUGGAGGCGUUUGGACUUUCUCAUGGUGUCGACGUUGAUUUCUUCGUGUACACUUUAUCACAGAGUCAUUCACAAACAUUGCUAAGUACAACCGUCACCCUGAACGCAGACAAUAAUUACAGCGCCCUCAAAACCAUUACGAUUCCCAGCAGAGACCAGUGGCCCGAACACUCAGGGACCAGACACGUCCGGCUGCUCGCUAAAUUCGGACAUCUACAGGUCGAGUACUUCAGUGAAGUGUCCUUUCUGUCUGGUUACAUUUUCAUCCAGACCGACAAACCCAUCUACAAUCCUGGAGACACGGUGCGCUUCAGAGCGUUUGUCUCCACUCCGGAGUUUCAGGCUUUCAAUAGUACAAUUUCAGUUGAAAUUCAGAACAUUGAUGACAUUACAGUCUAUGCUGCGUCUGAGGUCAGAGCAGAAGGCGGUGUUUAUUCGGACACUUACGCACUCCCAGACAUCGUCAAAGAGGGCAAGUGGAAGAUUGUUGCCAAGUUCAACAACUUCGUAGAGAACAAAUAUGGCUCAGAAUUUGAGGUGAAGAAAUACGAGCUUCCAGCGUUUAACGUCACACUGGUGCCGAAAAAGUACCAUCUGAGUUUGGAAGAUGAAGAGCUGGAGGUGAAGGUGUAUGCCAGAUACGUGUACGGAGAGAAAGUGGACGGCGUGGCGUAUGUGUUGUUUGGAGUAGAGAAGGAUGGAGUGAACAUCCGAGUCUCGUCUAUGAAGCAAGUCAAAAAUCUGGAUGGUGGGAACGCCACGUUGACCGUUGCUGAGCUCAAGAAAGCAUAUCCUGAUGUUAAAAUAUUAGACGGCUUGUCUAUUUACAUCAAAGCUUCCGUGAUAACUAACACAGGAAGCGACCUCGUGGAAGCGGAAAAGUCGGGCAUCAAAAUCAUCUCCUCACCGUACCUACUUACCGUCGAAGACACAUUGAGGUUUUAUAAAAUGGGCCUACCAUUUGAGUUAACGGUUACUGUUAGCCACCACGACGGCUCACCGGCCCAGAACAUUCCGGUUAAAAUCAGCUACCUGUCCGCUCCAGUCACGGAGCACAACGGGACAAUCAAAGUGUCCCUUAACAUGCCGUGCGGCCUUAGAAGCAGGAGGAUUAUGGUCAAAACAGUCGAUCUGGAUCUGAAGCCGGAGCAUCAGGCGAAGACCGAAUGGUUGGUGGAUGUGUUCUCACCUUCCAAUUGGCAAGAUCCGAGCUAUCUUUACAUCACUGUUGACAAGAAGAAGGCAAAAGUAGGAGAGACUUUAGACUUCCAGCUUCACCUCAUCAGCUCCCAGGAAGACUACAAGGGGCAGAUUUCAUAUAUUGUGUUCAACAAGGGGAGGAUCAUUCGUUCCGGCAAGAUCAAUGUAACAGAGGACAAAAUGAUGAAGUUGUCUCUGCUGCUGACUCCAGAGAUGCUGCCUGCCUUCCACUUUGUGGCGUACUACAACCUCCCGAGGACCUACAGCGUAGAAGUGAUAGCCGAUUCUGUUUUGGUGAAACUGGAGAGCCGUUGUUUGGGUUCGCUCAAGCUUGAACCGUUGACUGGUAAAGCGAAGGACUCGUAUUCACCGGGUAACAGCUUUAGCUUCCAGGUCAGGGGCGACCCUGGCGCAAAAGUCAGCCUGGUUGCCGUGGACAACUCAGUUUUUCUGCUGAGUAAAAACCGCCUGACGCAGAGGAAGAUUUGGGACACUCUGGAACAGGGGCAUUUAGGCUGCUCUCGAGGCAGAGGGCAAAGCAGCAUGGGGGUGUUCGUGGACGCAGGCCUGAGUUUUCAAUCAAGUUUCUUCACAUCUACCAAUAUGUUGCCGUGUUUUUCAAACCCCCGGAGGAGGAGGCGCUCUGCUGAAAAACUGCGUCUCCGGCAUAAACUUGAGAAAUCCCAUUCCGACCAGUUUCUGCGGCGUUGUUGCUUCGAUGGCAUGAGGGAGAUUCCCAUGCCGUACUCAUGCCGUCGUCGUGCUCUCUACAUCACUGAGAACUGGAGCUGUGUGAUGGCUUUCCUUGAGUGCUGCUCACAGUACCGGGGUGAAGAACUGGGCAACAUCACCCCACCACCACCCACCACUCCAGAGCCACCACCCACUACAACAGAACAACACGGUUUUAUCAGCAUGGCUGCCGCAUCUGAUUACGAUUUUCAUGUUUCUGGUUCUGUUUCUGGAGUCCCUAUUUUAUCUGGACCUAUUUCAAUACCUGGUCCUGAGCCUGUUUAUGUACCUGGUUCAAUUACUCCUCAACGACCUUUUGAUGGUGUUGCUCCUGCUCAAGCUUUCCUUUCUAGUAUUGGUGGUGUUGGUGAUCUUCAUGUUGCAAGUGCUAGAAUUUCUGUUCCUACCUUGGGAGGUGAGAUAGGAACCCCAUCAUUUACACUUAGUGAUGAGUACUAUGACAAGCUAGAUGAUAUUUACGUACGCACCAAGUUCUUUGAGUCCUGGUUGUGGACAGAUGUGCAGCUUCCUGGAGCUUCUGGGCCAGAUGGAUUGGCUGUUACGCCGGUGGAGUCCGUUCUCCCUGACAGCAUCACUCAGUGGGGGAUUCUGGGAAUUAGUGCAUCAUCGAGUACAGGUUUCUGUGUGGCCGAGCCUUUCAACGUCAAAGCAUGGAAGCCGUUCUUCAUCAACCUUCGUCUUCCUCGCACCGCAGCCAGAAACGAACAUGUAGAGGUCAAGGCUGUGCUGCACAACUACAUGAGCAAGGACCUGAAGGUGUUGGUGGUCCUGGCAAAGACGGAGGACCUGUGCAGUGUUGCGUAUACUGAGGAUCAUAAGCAGGAGGUGUUUGUAAAGGCUCACUCAUCCGUGCUCAUCCCCUACACCGUCAUCCCUCUCCGAGCAGGUGAGCUUGCCCUGCAGGUCACUGCCGUGUCGUGGAGCUUCACCGGACAUGACGCAAUACGUAAAACUCUGCAUGUGGUGGUGGAGGGCAUUCAGAAGAUGGUUGUGAGGAGUUUUGUGUUGGAUCCUGCUAAGGAAGGAGAUGAUAAUGGAAAUCAGCUCAUUCGGGUGGACAAAGCCAAACUGAAUUCGGUGGUUCCCAACUCGCUUCCAGAAACAUUUGUCAACGUCAGAGGUAAUUUGCUGGCUGACAGCAUCGAUAACUCUAUCAAUAAGGACUCGCUUGCAGCACUGAUCCAAAUGCCUGGAGGCUGUGUGGAGCAGAACCUGGCUAGCAUCACGCUGCCGCUCAUCGCUGCUCACUAUCUGGACCGCAGCUCACAGUGGGAAAAUGUCGGAAUCCAGCGCAGAGUUGAGGCCAUCUCCUACAUUAAGAUGGGAUAUGAGAAACAGCUUCAUUAUCGUAAAACGGACAACUCGUAUCCACCGUAUGGAAAUGAAGGAACUAGCACCUGGAUCACUGCAUUUGUGGUGAAGGUGUUCUCCAUGGCUUAUCCAUUCAUUAAGGUGGAUAAGCAGCACAUAUGUGGUCCUUUGCUCUACCUUCUCAAGCACAAGCAGCUCACAUCUGGAGCAUUCAAGGAGGACAACCCUGUCUAUGCCACCUCCAUGACGGGAGGUCUUCAGGGUACUGAAUCCAGGGAAACUUUGACUGCGUUUGUACUUAUUGCGUUGGCUGAAGCGAUGAACGUCGUUUCAUGCAGUGAUCCGGAAAUAAGCAUGCAGGUGGGUUUCAUAAAAGCAGGAUACUACCUGAAUUUGCGAUACCAAAACCUGCGCAGACCGUAUUCCAUCGCGAUUGCGUGUUACGCACUGACUGUGAGCAAUCAGGGCUGCUCAAAGAGCAUGUUGCUGAAAUCGGCAUCACCGGACCGCACAGACUGGCCGGACGCAGACAACAAGUUCUUCACACUUGAAGCGACAGGUUAUGCUCUGCUAGCCCUGCUUAAAGGCAACCAUUAUCAGGAAGCAGCUGCUCCGUUCAGAUGGCUGAAUCAGCAACGACGAGUCGGAGGAGGAUUUGGAUCCACGCAGUCCACCCUGGUGGUACUACAGGCUCUGUCCGAAUACCUUGUAAGGAAACCUAAUCCAGAUAGUAACCUGAAUGUGGUGCUUGGUGUUCCUGGUAGCUCAGAUACUCACUGGGCCUUCAACAGAACACUGGCUCAUGUGGCACGUUCGUCUAAGGUGCCUAUAGAUAAGGACUUCACAGUGAUGGCAUCAGGAAGUGCUCAGGGGAUCCUGGAGGUGGUAACUGUGUACAACGAGUUGCCUGAUGUACACAAAAACAGAAAGUGCAACGGAUUUGACUUGAACGUUUCUAUUAGCGAGAGCACCGAGAAACCUCCUGCAGAAGUAGAGAAGGUGUAUAAACUCAGUAUCAGUGUAAGAGCUCUGGUGCAGCAGCAGGUGCGCAUGAUUGUGCUGGACAUCAGCCUUCCCACUGGCUUUGAACCGGAAAACUCGGACCUGGAGCUGCUGACCAACUCUGUGGAUCGCUAUAUUAACAACUUCCAAGUUGUAGAUAAUCUGAGUGACAGAGGAUCUCUCAUCAUUCAUCUGUUCAAGGUAUCCAACAAAGAGGCAGAUAUCAUCACCUUCAGGCUGAAUCAGAAGUUUAAAGUGGGCCUCCUGCAACCGUCUAUAGUUACUGUAUACCAGUAUUACAACUCAGAUAAGCGUUGCAGCAGGUUUUAUACUCCUCCAGAGGACAAAGAGCACCUCAGUCAGAUCUGUAAAGAUGACAUUUGUCGCUGCACACAGGGAGACUGCUGCGUGUUGAAGACUGGCGCUCAAACAGUUGCGGCAAGAAAGAAUGCUGCGUGCAGUGGAAACCACCACGUUUUUAAGGUCCGAGUGUCGAGUGUCAAUACAAGUCAGUAUGACCGAUAUGAGCUGGAGAUCCUGCAGGUCAUAAAAGAAGGUUCUGAGGUUGGUCUAAAAGAGAAGGACACAAGAGUGUUUGUCUCUCAUGCUGGCUGCAGGUUAGGGGUUAAUCUGCUUACAGGGCAGGACUACCUUGUCAUCGGUCCGUCUUCUGACAUCUGGCAAGCAGGCAGUGACCAGAACGGCUACACGUACACUCUGGGGAAGAACACUUGGGUGGAGCUCUGGCCAUCUGGAGCCUGUGACACAUGUACACAACUGGACACAUUUAGCACAGAAUUGCUGGACAAUGGCUGCCAGACCUGAGACGAGACACAACAAGACACACGCGUGCACACACACACACACACACACACAUAUUAAAACUAGCUGUCCUAUUCAAAACUAUUCAAAAAGCUGUCAACAAUACCAUGCACUACACACACCAAAUUACACAACACCAUACUACACUACACUACAUUACACAACAGUACAGUACACUACACUACAGUACAUUACACUACAGUACACUACACCACACUACACUAUACAACACUACACAGUACACAACAUGAUACACUUGGGGUGUAAACCUUCUCAUCACACGGAAACACAGUGUUGAGUUGUGUAUAUUCUUUUCAUUUGUCAGUUCUAAUUUGCACAUUGUUCAUUUUGAUAAUUGUGUCGCUGCAUCCGUGUGACUGUUUUUUUUCCUUCAGCUUAGUAAGUUGUAGCAGCUAUCUUACGUUGUUAAAAGUGGCUGAGAGGCUGAAGCAGGAACUCAAUGCAUUUGCGACGCAUAUGAAGAAUCCGUGAGGCAAACAGAUGUUAAUAGUCACCUUUUAUUGCACAGACAGAUAUUUCUUCUUUCAAAAGUUGUGUAUGAGUAUGUGUAUAUGGUCAACAAAGAAUACAUCGUCCUGACUCACCCCCUCUCUCUACCACACUAAGUGAACAGGUGACUAAUAUUCCUAUCCCCAGGUAAUCCCGUGACCCUGCACCAUGAUCAUGUGACAUUAAUUUAACUCUUUCAUGUCCCUUUCAUAAGUGUUCUUUAUCCAAUGAUUCACACUGUACAGUAUUCCUAUUUUACUCCCUUGGUUUUUACAGUUGUCAGUUGUCAAUGUGGCUUAUUCCCAAUUAAAAAUAAAGUUGAAAUGUCACAUUAUAUAAUACCUUUAUAACACUACUAAGUACGCAGCACUUAUUUCCUGACUCAAAUUUUAUCUUCAGAAAUUCAGAAAAAACAGAUUUGUUAUCUGCAUUUACACACAUCUCACAGUAAGUGUGUU
Molecule: messenger RNA, 6356 nt
Organism: Tachysurus vachellii
Lineage: Eukaryota; Metazoa; Chordata; Actinopteri; Siluriformes; Bagridae
Product: complement C3-like
Exons: 43
Coding region: 61-5391 (1776 amino acids)
Cellular component (GO): extracellular region
Molecular function (GO): endopeptidase inhibitor activity; protein binding
Source: RefSeq, a predicted model, not a curated record